Molecule: messenger RNA, 2628 nt
Organism: Neomonachus schauinslandi (Hawaiian monk seal)
Lineage: Eukaryota; Metazoa; Chordata; Mammalia; Carnivora; Phocidae
Product: putative RNA-binding protein Luc7-like 2
Exons: 10
Coding region: 365-1543 (392 amino acids)
Biological process (GO): mRNA splice site recognition
Cellular component (GO): U1 snRNP; U2-type prespliceosome
Molecular function (GO): mRNA binding
Source: RefSeq, a predicted model, not a curated record
ACGUCGCGGCGACGGUGGCGGCGAGCGGCGUCAGAGCUAGAAGGGGGGGCUGACGGCUUCUGGCGGGUGGCGGUGUUGGAGGCGAGAGCUUGCUUAGCCCGUAACGCUUCUGCCCCAAGACCCGACGGAGAGCGAGGGAACGAGGGUUGCUUUCGGGGGCUGCUGCCUUCUACUUACGCAUCGUCGUGAGGAGCGCAGCCCGGACUCUCCUACAAGCCCUCCGGCUCCCUUUCCACACGCCUUGAGGCGGCGGCGGCGGCGGCAACUGAGACAGCGUCUCACCUUCCCCCACCCCUUCCCCGUCCCCCCCGCCCGAAAGGGCCCGGUCUGCGCCCCACCCCCGCCCGCUCGCUACGCCGCCGCCAUGUCGGCGCAGGCCCAGAUGCGCGCAAUGCUGGACCAGUUGAUGGGCACCUCCCGGGACGGAGAUACUACUCGUCAACGAAUCAAAUUCAGUGAUGACAGAGUAUGCAAGAGUCACCUUCUCAACUGUUGCCCCCAUGAUGUCCUCUCUGGAACUAGAAUGGAUCUUGGAGAAUGUCUGAAAGUUCAUGACCUGGCUUUAAGAGCAGAUUAUGAAAUUGCAUCCAAAGAACAAGAUUUUUUCUUUGAACUUGAUGCUAUGGAUCAUCUUCAGUCAUUCAUUGCAGAUUGUGAUCGAAGAACAGAAGUGGCUAAGAAAAGAUUAGCAGAAACUCAAGAAGAGAUUAGUGCUGAAGUGGCAGCAAAGGCAGAACGUGUUCACGAGUUAAAUGAAGAAAUUGGUAAGUUGUUGGCCAAGGUGGAACAACUAGGAGCUGAAGGAAAUGUGGAAGAAUCCCAGAAAGUAAUGGAUGAAGUAGAGAAAGCACGGGCAAAGAAAAGAGAAGCAGAGGAAGUUUAUCGGAAUUCUAUGCCAGCUUCCAGUUUCCAACAACAGAAACUUCGAGUCUGUGAAGUCUGCUCUGCCUAUUUAGGUCUUCAUGAUAAUGAUAGACGACUGGCUGAUCAUUUUGGGGGUAAACUGCACCUGGGAUUUAUUGAAAUAAGAGAGAAGCUUGAAGAAUUAAAGAGAGUUGUAGCUGAGAAACAGGAGAAAAGAAAUCAGGAACGCCUGAAACGAAGAGAAGAAAGGGAGAGAGAAGAAAGAGAGAAGCUGAGGAGGUCUCGAUCACAUAGCAAGAAUCCCAAAAGGUCCAGGUCCAGAGAGCAUCGCAGACAUCGCUCUCGCUCUAUGUCACGGGAACGGAAGAGGAGAACUCGAUCCAAAUCGCGGGAGAAACGCCAUCGCCACCGAUCCCGCUCGAGUAGCCGCAGCCGCAGCCGCAGCCAUCAGCGCAGCGGGCACAGCUCGAGAGACAGGAGCAGAGAGCGAUCCCGGAGGAGAUCCUCAAAAGAAAGAUUCAGAGACCAAGACUUAGCAUCACGUGACAGAGACAGGAAUUCAAGAGACAGAUCACCUCGUGACAGAGAUCGAAAAGAUAAGAAGCGGUCCUAUGAGAGCGCUAAUGGCAGAUCAGAAGACAGGAGGAGCUCUGAAGAGCGCGAAGCAGGGGAGAUAUAAUUAGCUGUGUACAUAUCCUCAAUCCUUAAGCUUCCUCUGGAGUUACAUACUAUUGUUUAGUUUACAGCUGUUGGGGGUAACAGUGAGCAGUUCCAUACUCCGAUCCAGAUAGGCUAGAUGCACAGUAUCUAACUUGAUCUGAACUGAACUUGUUUCCCUGAUGAAGCCUAAAACUACAUCCAUAGUUUCUGGUGAACCUGUAAUGCGAUUCUGAAAGUACAGUUUUAUAUAAUAAGAUGCUGAUAUCUUUAUUCUUUCUAGUAGGAGUGAUAGUGAACGAAUUGUGUUGCUUGCCUUGGGAUUUUUUGAACAUUUGUAAAAUGCUGUCUUCCUUUCUAGUCCACAAACAACAGCUUCAGAAUUUUUCUUUUUAAUUCUUCUUCCUCUGACUUUUGUAUCCCCUAAUACCUCCACCCUCUAAUUAUAAGAGAAAGGGGGAGCAGGGAAGCAAUAUAACUUCUGUUCUAAGGUUCUGUUCCCAUUUAUUACUAGCUGAUUACAGAGCAUUUAUACUGGAAAGUGUAUUAAAUACCGAGAGUUUUUGUUUUGUUUUACGGUGCCUAUUUAGAGUUGGAAGUUGAACAGCUGUUGCAUUACAUACUUUGCUUUUUUUAUUGAAAUUUUGAAAUCAAACAUGUCUUGAUUUUUCUGUUCUAUUGAAUUGCUAUGUUCAGGAUGUUUUGGAAAGGGGGGUGGGGGCAGGGACUCUUUCAUAAGCACUUGUUUUAUUUUGUGUGUGUGUGGAGUAUAAAGGCUACAACCUUAUUGUAAAAAUUAAUAAAAUGAAACAAUCACCACCACCAUCCUUAAACUGUAACUUGUCUAGUAAAUUGUCACUAGAACUAUUUGCUGUGGGCCAUUUCUUCUGUUACAUCUUCAGUAGUGCCUUACUGUGCAAGGCACCAAAGGAAAUAAAUAUAUACUUGCCAAGAUGAACUGUUGCUCCACCUGGGCCCCUUGCUGACUGUAUUCCAGCUACUUCAGGGCUGUUUGUAACAAUUGCUAUGGAGAACGACCAGACCUGGAAAAGAUACUGGGUUUUUCUGUUUUUUUCAUUCAGCAAACUAAAAUAAAAACAUCGUAUA